Molecule: messenger RNA, 926 nt
Organism: Pocillopora damicornis (cauliflower coral)
Lineage: Eukaryota; Metazoa; Cnidaria; Anthozoa; Scleractinia; Pocilloporidae
Source: RefSeq, a predicted model, not a curated record
AUUGGUAUUAAUAUUUUUUGUUUAUUUUCAGGUGCCAAGUCUGUGACUAAAGCAAUGAAGAAAGUUGCCUCAGGACCACGGAGGGAUGAGGGCUCAAAGUGGUUUUUUGAAUUGUCCGACAAAGUGAAAAGUACAAGGACUCAUGUGUACUUCUGCAUGAAGAACAGUCCACCCAAUGAUGAAGAAUUUCAGGGUACACUGUUGAAUGUAGUUGACCAUUACCAGGGUAAUCAUGUCAGAUGCCAUGCAGAGUCAUGGUGCAAGCAGAAUGGCUAUGUGAUGAGCAAAAAACUGUUAACUAAACCUGAAGCAGUAGCUGCAUACAGGAAAGCCAUUAUGAGCACUUCAAUUUAUAGGCAUGCAUCGGACUACAUGCGGUGCAGGGGAACAUAUUGGAUUGAGUCUCUCCAUUCAGUGAUGCCCAUUUAUGCUGCAAAGCGGAUUCAUUAUGGGGAUGACUCAUACAACAUGCGCAUGGAGUUAGCCAUUCUUGAUUGGAAUGAAAUGUGAAUCGAGAAGCAUCGUCUCUACAGAUGUACAAACAUGCCAGGCAUCCAAAUCGCCUGGCAGAGACCAGGGUGCUUACUUUAAAGACAUUUCAUUUCAGAGAAACUAUCUGGUCUACCUUUUUUAAUAUAAACAAAUGAUGUCUCAUCUGUUUUCCAUCGCACCACAGUUUCUGUGAUAAUUACAACUAGCCCAAAUGUCCUGUAAAAUAUGUGAGGUCAUUAGGGAGGACCAAUUCUACCAACUGCUGGUACUAAGUGAUGAAAACAUGAGUAUUAGGUUUGACACUAGGUAUUUUCUAAGCAGACUCGUUCUCUGUUUCCUCUUGUUACUUUCCUCUGCACUGUGUAUCUUUUCCUAACUUAUAGGAAAGUCACUAUAAUUUGCUGUGUGCACAUUAUAAAAUGGACCAUAAACAA